AUGAGCGGUAAGAAGAAAGCUCAGAAGAAAAAGGGACGAAAUAAAGAUCCUGGAGCUGAUGAUUUCGAUGAUCUCGUAGAAUGUGCAAAUGAUGAUGGAUGCGGUCUAUCGAGAAAACAUGCAACAGAUAUAAUAAGGUUGAUCAAGUAUCAUAAUAAGCCAUUAAACAAGGUUGCAACGGAAUUCAUUGAGAUUUUCAAAGAACGGUGUUCGCUUGUGGUUGGAAUGGCUCUUCUCGCAAUAUAUGAUGACUUAGCUCCGACUGAUGACAUGGCCAGCAGAAUCGUUACAAUUUAUCUAAUCUACAGGUUCGCAUAA
This is a messenger RNA of Strongylus vulgaris, 318 nucleotides long. NCBI's taxonomy places the organism in Eukaryota, Metazoa, Nematoda, Chromadorea, Rhabditida, Strongylidae. The record is from the annotation of a GenBank genome assembly.